This is a messenger RNA of Alternaria arborescens, 2520 nucleotides long. RefSeq lists its product as hypothetical. The record is from RefSeq and is a predicted model, not a curated record. Bases 1 to 2520 code for a protein of 839 amino acids. The transcript has a single exon. NCBI's taxonomy places the organism in Eukaryota, Fungi, Ascomycota, Dothideomycetes, Pleosporales, Pleosporaceae.
AUGGCAGAACUCAACAGCAGACAGCUGGCUAUUCUAUUGCAGAAUUGGAACCAUCCAGUCAUCAAGCCUUUCCUUGCCACAGCCGCAGCGGGUCUAGCAGCCAUUACUGUCUACGAGAGAGGGAUUCCAAUCGACAUCGAUAUCAAGCGGCUCAACCAUUUCAUAGCACACCUCGCCGCGCCUGAGUUAGGGAGGGGUUUGUACACACCUAAUAAAUACAUGAGCCCUGUCCAUCCGACAACCCAGAUCUUUGGAAUUUUGGAGCCAGAACUAUCUUCUACCGCUAAGAUCCCCGCCCGUACAAGCGUGCUGGAACUCUCAGAUAUUCUUAGUAGCAUGGAAACCGAUGGCGCAAACACACAUUUUCAGACCACGCCAGACAUCCCCACUAUCAUCCAUCAUAUUGGCAGUGACGGUACACACGUACACCAAGCGACGUCACAUCUCAUCACACCUACUCCGGUACUUUCGUCACAUAUUUCGGGAGCACCAUACACUACCACAACUCUUUUGAACGACACACAAGCGCAGAAUGCUAGCAUUGCUAGCAACGGUGGUACUCUCGGCCUUGCUACAGCUGGCCUCGUGGCUACAGGGGCUAUCUUCUUGCACAAGAAGUUUAGCAACUACAGAAAGGCCCAAGCGCAGAGGCUUACCGACGAGCAACUGACAGCAUAUUUGACGCUACAGCUCGACGAUUUCAAGGCCUCCAAAAUCACAGAUGAACAACUCAUAGCACAUUUGAAGCUACAGCUUGAUGAUGUCACGGCUUCCAAUUUCAAGAUUGAGACUGCGCUUAAGUUGGCGGAGAACGACCUGCGCAUGUCCAACGAAGAUAAGAACCGGCUCCGAGGGCAACUAUCUGAAUACAGUACCCUUUCUGAUAGACUCGCCCAAGAUCUAGGCAAAGCAGAGUUGGAGGGAAAUCAGAACACCAAGAUGAGUAAUGACAUCAUCAAGCGUCUCGAAGAGUCUGUCGCCGUCUUAGAGAAGAACCGGAGCACAGAGAUGCAAGCAAAGAGCCAACUCCAAGAUGAGCUAUCUGAAGCACAGUCGACUGUCAGCAUUCUCCAAGAUGAGAAAGCUGCUCAUGACCUUGAAGUUCAGAAGCAGUUACGAGCGUUCCGGCUAAAGAUGGUCGAUCUUACCAAUCAGCUUCACUCUGCAGAUGCCGAAAAGACCAAGCUUAUGGAUCAGCUAGCAGCCAGUGAGGCUGCUGCUAACGGUACCCAACAACGGAUGUCUAACAAGAUCAAUGAGCUCGACCGGCAAAACACUAGCCAUAAAUCCCGUUCGUUGAAAGCUGAGGAAGAUCUAGAGAAGCAGAUGGCCACCGCUAAGGUUCUGCGCCAAGAGGCGCGUGAAGCAAACAUCGCUCUCGAGACUGCUAAAGAAAGGAUCUCCCAGCUCGAGAAUGAGAAGAAAGUCAUGGACUUGUGCAAGCAAAGCGUCUCUAAGACUUGUGGUGAGGUUGACGACGAUGAUGACCCCAACCAUGGCACCACUGGCUCGACCGAAGGCAGUCAGCAAGAUAGCUUACAGCAGGAGGCUUAUCCAACUAGUACGCCAGAAUCUUCUUCACAAGCUAUCACUGUUGAGGGCGAUGAAGAGCUGUCACAAAUGUCGAUGACAUCUUCAGUUUCACUGUCUGGCGAACUGAACAUCCCCCGUCGAAAGAAGCGUGAGUUUUGGCACAGUCACUGGAGAGAGAUCAACUCAAAGAAACCCGACUUUGAUGACGCAGUGUAUGAGCUGGAGCUUCCAUGUUUCGAUGCUAGGUUCAGCAGCAUUGGGAUAGUACGUCCGGCAGAGAACCACGAAGAUCGGACGUUGGAGAGCGGGAAAGUGGUCGAGCACACCAAGUGCAAUCUCUGUCUUCAGUGGUACACGAAGAAAGACAUGUACGAUCACUUGAAGACUUGCAAGGCUUUUUGGGAGCUUGCUGUACGUUGUGGUCAUUGCAAAAAGAUCUUCAAGUACAACACUGCUUUCUUCGACGAACAUGCUCCAAAUUGCAAGACGAGGUCAAUGGAGGAUGACUGCUCGGAUGAGCAUUUUACGCUUGCAAAGUCUGAAGCUGACGCGACCACGACACAGAACUCUCAGCGGGUCAACCCGAGCUCCAGUGCGUCCAUUGUCCCUGGAAAGCAGAUCAACCCCGACGCGCCACCCUUCACACCCGGAGGCUCACUACCAGGCCACGAAAAACCUAUUCCUACUGGUCCUCGCUAUACCGGGUCAAAUUUCCAGCAGGGUCGAGGUGCAUCAUUCACCGGCCCACAAUCUACACGCUCACCUCGAAACACGCCCUACAUGAUGCUACGCGGCGUCUCGCCAGCUUAUGGAUCGGGGUUCGGAACACAUUACCCAACUGCCUGUCCUCCCAAUGGACCCCAGGCAUAUUCGGCGCCGCGCGACAACUCGCAGGCGCACAGAUAUCCUGGACAGCAACAGCAAGGCUACCCACAGACUCCUCAUACUUUCUCUUCGUUUGGCCCAGGCUACAUCCCCCGAGGAUGA